This is a messenger RNA of Saccoglossus kowalevskii, 1155 nucleotides long. RefSeq lists its product as uncharacterized. Gene Ontology annotation, molecular function: serine-type endopeptidase inhibitor activity. Gene Ontology annotation, biological process: innate immune response; antibacterial humoral response. The record is from RefSeq and is a predicted model, not a curated record. Gene Ontology annotation, cellular component: extracellular region. NCBI's taxonomy places the organism in Eukaryota, Metazoa, Hemichordata, Enteropneusta, Harrimaniidae.
CAGUUGUUAAAGAUGGUGUAUGCCCAGUGGUUCAACAAGGGCAGGCCGGAACAUGCAAUAUGGAAUGCUACGAUGAUGCACAUUGUGAGGGAAGCAUGAAAUGUUGCAGUAAUGGAUGUGGACGUGUAUGUGUUGAUGCUCAACCAGGUCCAAAACCAGGUGAAUGUCCAGCUGUUCCAGCAGGGCAUGUGGGAAUUUGCAGUGAUUCCUGCGAAAAUGAUCAUUCAUGCUCGCAGUUCCAGAAAUGUUGUAGCAAUGGUUGUGGGCAUGUAUGUGUCGAUCUUGUGCCUGUUACUAAACAAGGAGUGUGCCCAGCCAUACAACCAGGCAUGGGUGGCAUCUGUUCACAAGAGUGCAAUGGCGAUGAACAUUGUGAUGGAGACCAGAAAUGUUGCAGUAAUGGAUGUGGACGUGUUUGUGUUGAUGCUGAACCAUUAAUCAAACGUGGUCAAUGCCCUGGUGUUCAACAAGAUACAGUUGGAACAUGUGUACAACUAUGCGACAAUGAUGAAUCAUGUGCAGAAUUCCAAAAAUGUUGUUCAAAUGGUUGUGGAACAGUUUGAGUAGACCCAACACCAGUUGUUAAAGAUGGUGUAUGCCCAGUGGUUCAACAAGGGCAGGCGGGGACAUGCAAUAUGGAAUGCUACGAUGAUGCACAUUGUGAGGGAAGCAUGAAAUGUUGCAGUAAUGGAUGUGGACGUGUAUGUAUUGAUGCUCAACCAGGUCCAAAACCAGGUGAAUGUCCAGCUGUUCCAGCAGGGCAUGUGGGAAUUUGCAGUGAUUCAUGCGAAAAUGAUCAUUCAUGCUCGCAGUUCCAGAAAUGUUGUAGCAAUGGUUGUGGGCAUGUAUGUGUCGAUGUUGUGUCUGUUACUAAACAAGGAGUGUGCCCAGCCAUACAUCCGGGCAUGGUCGGCAUCUGUACACAAGAGUGCAAUGGCGAUGAACAUUGUGAUGGAGACAAAAAGUGUUGCAGUAAUGGAUGUGGACGUGUUUGUGUUGAUGCUGAACCAUUAAUCAAACCUGGCCACUGCCCUGCUGUUCAACAAGGUAAAAUUGGAGCUUGUGUACAAUAUUGCAGCACUGAUGAAUCAUGUGCAGCAUUCCAAAAAUGUUGUUCAAAUGGUUGUGGGACAAUUUGCAUAAACCCAACACCAG